GAGGCAGUAGGCACUGGCAAAGGACAGUGACACACUCCCCGCCAUCCGCUCCACCUUCUGCUCCGUCGCGUGAGUACUUGAGCGCGGCAGAGCAGAGCAUACCAGAGCAGGCACGCGACGACGCAGGGAGGCAGUUACGCUGCUCUUCGUGUCCAAUUUAAUGCGUUGCUGAAAACGGAGCAGUUUCCCUCCAAUGGCCUGAGCUGCUCAUGCCAUUCAAUGCCCCCCGCGUAUCCCUCCUCUCAAUCUUCUUCUUCGCCUCCUCGGAAACACACACUGCUCUAGCUGUGUAUCGGAAGAUGAAUUAUCUUCGGAACCGGAGCCUCAAGCGGCUCAUGUCCAUGGGCCGCCGGAGCAACCCCGACGACGACUGCGUCCUCGCCGACGCCGCCGACUCGCCUCCCCCGCCGCCGGCAACCCCGGGCCCCACGUGGCGGUGCUUCUCCUUCGAGGAGGUGGACCGCGCCACCAAUGGCUUCCACCCAGACAACGUGGUGGGCCGCGGCGGGUACGGCGAGGUGUACUGCGGGAUCCUGGACGAUGGCCGCGCCGUGGCCGUCAAGCGGCUGGCGGCGUCGGCGGCCGUGGCGGCGGACGAGAAGAAGGAGAAGGACUUUCUGACGGAGCUGGGCACGGUGGGCCACGUGCGCCACCCCAACGUGUCGUCGCUCCUGGGAUGCUGCGUCGACCGUGGCCUCCACCUCGUCUUCGAGUUCUCCACGCGAGGCUCCGUCUCCGCUAACCUCCACGACGAGAAGCGGCCGGCUAUGAGUUGGCGGCAGCGGCACGGGGUGGCGGUGGGCACGGCGCGGGGGCUCCGGUACCUCCACAAGGGGUGCGCGCGGCGGAUCAUCCACCGGGACAUCAAGGCAUCCAACAUCCUCCUCGACGCCGACUACGAGCCACAGAUUUCCGACUUCGGGCUCGCCCGGUGGCUGCCGUCGGAAUGGACGCACCAUGCCAUCGCUCCAAUCGAGGGCACCUUCGGGUGCCUGGCGCCGGAGUACUUCACGCACGGCAUCGUGGACGAGAAGACGGACGUCUUCGCCUUCGGCGUCUUCCUCCUCGAGCUCAUCUCCGGGAGGAAGCCAGUCGACGGAUCGCACAUGAGCCUACUCGCAUGGGCCAAGCCUUACCUGAACGACGGCGUGGUGCAAGGCCUCGUCGACCCGAGGCUCGGCGACGGCUACGACGCCGGCCAGCUGCGUCGGCUCAUGUUCGUCGCCUCGCUAUGCGCCAGGCCCGCCGCCGCCUGGCGGCCCACCAUGACAGAGGUGCUGGAGCUGCUGGAGGCGGGGGAGAUAUCGCAGGAACGAUGGCAGAUGCCCGAGGAGGCGGUGGAGGACGAGUUCUGGGAUUUCGACGAUCUCACCGACUUCGAGGACGACGACGAUGACUACGACGGCGAAUCUGAUUCCCCCUCGAUACCCUCGUCAGCAUGCAGCAUCCACGCCAAUGAUUAGGCCCCCCGAAAUCGUUUUGCAGCUGUCAGUAGAUCAAGUGUCCAUUUGGGUUUUU
Molecule: messenger RNA, 1518 nt
Organism: Lolium rigidum
Lineage: Eukaryota; Viridiplantae; Streptophyta; Magnoliopsida; Poales; Poaceae
Product: probable receptor-like serine/threonine-protein kinase At5g57670
Exons: 8
Coding region: 210-1463 (417 amino acids)
Biological process (GO): protein phosphorylation
Molecular function (GO): protein kinase activity; ATP binding
Source: RefSeq, a predicted model, not a curated record